UUUAUAGACAGAUUCCACUCCAACUUAGAUGUUAAAAUAAGCUCAUCCCCCUAAAAGGCUUGAUUAUUAUAGAGGUAAUCUCAGUCCAUGAAAUACAGUAUGGGAGCAGAAGUGAGACUGCGAGAACUAACACAGGCCAAUAAGGGUCUGUGAUAAUUAAAGACAUCUGUAUACACAUUAUCCAAUCACUUUGGUGAGCACUGUAGUCUAAUCAGAUCAAUCCGACCAUUUGAUUAAGCACACCUUUGGUGAAUGAAUGUUUUCAUAGAUUAUCUGUAAGAUGUUUGUUUGUUUGUUUGUCAGUGUCUCAAACAUCUGACUUGUUCUUCCUGUUUCUAGAGCUCCUGGCGCUCUUUUCUGACUCUCUUUCAUCUUCUGUAUGAAUUCACACAAACAAGUUUAUAUCUUCGAUUGCACAGAAAGUAAAAGCAAAACUAAGUUUUGGAUGAAGCUGACAGCUUUCUUCAGUAUACGGUCAGAGACAACACCCUUAUAUUGACUUCCUCUUGACGGUUUACUGGAUAUCCUCUGUUUUUUUUUUUUAGUGUGUGUGUUUAUUAUCAGACACAGCACCUGUCUGUCACGCCUCACACAAACUCGUCGAGCAACACAAAUCUGGGCACAUUUUUCUCUUGCGAAGACAACAACACGAGAGAUGUGCAGUGGAUGAGAUUGAGAUCUGCUGGAUUCAUAGAAGAGGUGAUGAGUUUGCUCUUAAAGUAAGUGAAUGAAUUUGCUGACAGCGUGUAGAUGAAGGACUCGAGGCUUUAUGCUGUUUAUAUAUGGUAAGUGUCUUUCAGAUGAUCUCAUCCGGUCUGUGUGUUAACUUUAAUUACAGUAAAGUGUCUGUGCUGGUAAACAUUUGCAUGAACUUUGUUAUUAAUAUUGCCGUUGGCAUCAUUUAUUGUACUUCAGAAUUGAUUAAAUUAGUAAUUAAGUUGUGGAUUGAUGUGGUAGAACGUGUUCUGCGCAGAUGAAACUUUCCAAGAAAAAUACUGAGUCAGUUUUCAGUUAUACAGUAUGUAUACAGUACAGUACAGUACAUUGAUUUCUGUAGGCGUACAACACGGCUAUAAAGCACUUAACUCACAUAAAUUAUUCACAUAAUUUAAAUGAUCUAAGCUGCACAUGCUUAAGGAAACAAAAUAACGAUGUAUGAAUCCAAAUUAAUGAUUGAAUAUUUUGUGCAUGAUUUCAUACUGUAUGAGGUAGAUCACAUGCGUGACCCAAACCCUAAACAACAUUAAACUAAAUAAAGCAACAGACUGUGUUGUUUUCUGCCAUGAAGCUACAGACGCUCAAUGUUUUCCAUUCACACAAUCAACAGUUUAUAGUUUAAAUGUCAAUGAUUGCAAUAAUAGCAGUGAUGAUGAAGAUAUCAAUGACUAUUAUUUUUGCUUUGUUGUCUGAGCUUUACUAAUGGCAACAUAAUGUUUAAUAAACCCAACACGUUCACCAGUGGUUUGGACAGAUUUUUCUUGCUGUAACAGAAACUUACCACGCGUGGUCAAUUUAAUUUAAGCAGAUUUAACACACGAGUGCUGAAUCCAAACACAUGUUGUAUUGCAGGGGCUGUGGACGUUUUCGUGAUGUUUUAAUGAAGACUCCUGCACACAAACAUUAUGAGUAUUUUGUAAAAAGGAAAUAGAGAUUGACUGUUAGCUGACUGCUUAGGGUUUCCUCUAUUUUACUGUUUCAUUUCUUCCUUUGUAGGUCUGAGGUUUGUAUCGUCACUUCCCGUCAUAUCGGUGUUGUGCCUCAUGCUCAUGAUGUAGUUUGUAGUCUGGUGUUUUCUCUAUCUUCACAUCUGUAUCUUAUGAAACCCUUUAUGUUCUCAUGAAAGCAGACAGCAGAUGUGAUCGGACGUGUGUGUGCGUUUAAUCUGAUUGGCCAUCGUGAUCAGUGUCUCAUUACUGACGCACCGCUGCUGUUCUUCUUGUCUGUCUUCAUUCCUCAGCAUCACAGAUAUUUGAUGUGUUGUAAAUGUGACAGAAACAAACGUCCACCCUUGCGAAAGUGUCUGCAAACAUAUGAGCAACAUUUCAUCUGUAUUCAUCAUCAGAUCCUUCACUUUAAUGACCUCAAUCUGACAGUCUGAUAUCUCAUGAUGGUUAUUUCAGAACCGUGAUCAUCUGAGAACCGGCUGAGGCUUCAUCAGAACCGAGUCAACAUGUCUGUACCACAGCAGGUUUUGGUAAACUUUGAAUAUAAUUAUACAGCUCGAGACGGCAGCACGGUGUCCAUCAAACCCAAUGAAUACUACAUCCUGGUGUCCAAGACUAAUGAUGCCUGGUGGCAAGUUCGUCGGGAUGAGACGGCCAAACCUUUCUACAUCCCAGCCACGUAUGUGACAGAACUUUUACCUGAGAACAGCCAGACUCCGUUAGAUCCUCCAGAGGAGUUCAGUGGAUUUGACUUCCCACAAUUGGAAACCCCAGACAGAUCCGAGUCUGCUGAGAUCCUGACCACUAUAAAAAGAGACACUGAGAAAGACGGACACAGAAUAUCAACGUACAUUAUUCCAAAGGAAUUAUUUGAACCGAAGGUCUCGAAAGCAAAGUCCAUACAGCCUGAGAACGAACUUAAGGUCUACGACACAGAAAGAGGCAUAAACCAUGAAACAUCUUCUGAUCAUUCUCCUUCAUCACACUUUAUGUUAUCGCCUCAUAUCAACACAGUUAACGCACAAUCUGACACAAACAUGAGUAUGAAUAAGUCAAAUCUUCAGGUGGACUUAAAAAGUUUGGAUGAAGAUCUGCAGAUGUUCAUAGGAUCUGAGCAGAUACUCCCAGAUAAAGACAGCACAGAUAUCCCGAAACCAAAUCUCCAGAAACUGACGAAGGUCCGCUCAUAUGAGUCUCAGUUUGUGUGUCUCCACCCUCAGCGCAGCAGCACGUUCAUGAGUCGCAGUAUCAGCUGCAGAGGAUCUCUGUUAGAUAAGUUGUUUGACUGCAGCUGUAAUGCCGUGUCGACCGGUCAACACAGAAACAUGAUGGAUUUUUACUCUAAGAUUCAGUCCAACCAUCGACCUCGGAGCGCCAUGCCUCUCACACUGAACACACAGACGUUUCUCAGGAGAGGCGUUUCGGCUCACAGGCCUCUCAUGAGGAUUCAGGUGGAGGAUGACAACCCACUCACAUCUGUGUAUGUGAACAUCCCUCGCUUACGUCGCAAUACCAUCGACACAUCCCCUCCUUUGGUUUCUCCACCGCGUGAGCUCGUGCCGGAUCCUCCUGAUACUUUGCUUCUUGAUUCGGCAGGAUGGGAGAUUCACACUGACGACCAGAGCGGUCAGGAGUUUUAUUAUCAGCCUUCAACGGGCCGCAGCACCUGGGAAUAUCCGCUCAGUACGUCUAUGGAGUCAUCGGUGAGGACAGAAGAGACUCUGCCAUCACCGCCUUCAUUCUCACAAUCCCCCACCUGCUCACCUAUGGGUUCAUCUCCAAGGAGAUUGAGCUCAGACUGGGAGAAAGUGUUGGAUGAGAAUUCAGGGAGACAUUAUUUCUUCAACACUGUGUCAGGACAGAGUUCAUGGGAUGCUCCGGAGGAUAACGACAAAUCGGAUAGCGGGGAUUUUCUGAAAGAUUGUCCGCCUCUUCCUGAGGAAGAUUAUCCUUCGUAUCCUGCAGAGUAUUCACUGAUCCAUGUGAAGAAGGUUUCUAUACCCAGAGGAAAUCUGGAUCAAAGCAGUCCUCACGGCUGGACCCUCAACAUUGAUCCUGAUGGAGUUUGGGUAUUCACGAAUGAUUACACACAGGAACAGUGGAUUAAAUCACUGGAUGAUGCGGGACGUACAUACUACUAUACGAGAGACGGUACAAAGUCCCAGUGGAACUUACCGGAGAACACUGACGAUGUAGGACCAUAUGCACUGGGAAACGGGGCUUUUGAUGAACUGGAGGGAACUGGAUCAAUGCAGAACUGGAGACACAGUUUGGGACACCAGGAGGAAAAGAUUCAUUCAUCAUCAUACGGUCAGAAUGUAUCAGACAGCGAAUCCUCCGGCUCUCAUGAGAUCUCAAACAAUGUUUCCAACUUGGAGAAAGCAGGAAUCCUGAACAAAACAAAGGUGUCUGAAAAUGGCAAGAAAGUGAGAAAGAAUUGGGCUCAAUCCUGGACGGUUCUCCAUGGAGGAGUUCUGACGUUCCAUAAAGACCCAAAAUCUGCACCAGGCAGUGCAUCGAGCAAGACCAAUCAAAUAGUCCCAGAAUUCAAAGUGGAUUUAAAAGGAGCAACAAUUGGCUGGGCAACAAAAGAAAAAUCCAGCAAGAAGAAUGUUUUAGAGCUGAAGAGUCGAUCUGGAGCUGAGUUCCUGAUCCAGUAUGAUACUGAGAGCAUUAUUAGUGACUGGCAUAAAGUUAUUAUAGACACCAUACGUCAGCUGGAUUUGGAUCAGCAGCACUCUGAAGAUGAGGAGGAGAUGGGUGAGAAGGCAGAUAAAGAGGAGAGAUUUCUUGAAAAAAGGACUAUGAGCAAUGCAACUCGACAGUCCGUAUCCAGCUCAACAUCUGAGGCCGAUCAGAAAAAGGCCCGCACCAAACUAAUGAAGUUUCUCCUCAAGCGGCCGACGCUUCAGUCUGUCAAAGACAAGGGCUACAUUCGAGAAAAUGUCUUUGGAUGUCACUUGCACAAUCUCUGCACUCAGGAAAAGGCCACAGUGCCAAGCUUUGUGGAAAAAUGCAUUCGUACAGUAGAGAAAAAAGGUUUGGGGAUUGAUGGACUCUACAGAGUGAGUGGAAAUCUGGCUGUCAUUCAGAAACUGCGUUUUAAAGCUGAUCAUGAGGAUCUGGACCUGGAUGAGGGUAACUGGGAUAUUCAUGUGAUCACAGGAGCACUUAAGUUGUUCUUCAGAGAACUUCAGGAGCCUCUCUUUCCCUACAAUUUCUUCAAUGAGUUUAUUUCUGGCAUCAAAAUGGCAGAUUAUUACAAAAAACUUUCACACAUGAAAAAUCUGGUGCAGCAUUUGCCGUCAUCCAACCAUGAUACGAUGGAGGCACUCUUCAGACAUUUACGCAAGGUUAUUCAACAUGGAGAUGAGAAUCGGAUGACCGUACAGAACGUGGCCAUCGUUUUUGGCCCAACGCUGCUCAAACCUGAGGUGGAGACGGCAAACAUCACCAUGUACAUGGUCUUCCAGAACCAGAUUGUAGAGUUUCUGCUUAAUGAGUUUGAAUCCAUCUUCCACAUGUGAUAAACAUCUGUCAUUGUCAUGUGAUGUCAAAACUGACCUCACUCAGAUAGAAAGGUUAAGUUGAUAAACUGAUCUGAGUUCAGACAUGUUUUAUGAAUGAAAACUAUGGCCUGCACAUUAACUUAUAUCUUUAAUAAAUAGAGAUGCUACAAAAUAUCCAUAACAAAAGACUUUAAUAGAUUAAUAUCACUCAAACAGAAUGAACAUUUAUAAUAGAAUCACUCUCAUGUUAUUUCAGAUGUAUGACUUUAUUUCUUCUGCUGAACACAAACACAUUUAUAUCAGAAUGCUGUCAUGUUAUCUUGUUAUAUGGGGCUUCAUAGGUUUUGUGAGUCACAAACUUGACAUUUCUCUUUUUGGAUUAGUUUAAUGAAGGAAGGAUGGGGUUUUUGGAGCUAUGGCACAUUAAGAAAAAUAUGAUGGUAUUUAAAAAAAAUAUUUGUUUGUGUUCAACUGAGGUUGAAGUAGUCCUUUAAACGAGCUGUUAAAUAUUUAAAGAGCAAUAGAGUUGUUUUAAUAAUAUGGUUGAAAUGUUUCUGUUUAGACCUGAGGAUGUUGCUUGUGAGUUUUAUUUGAUAAAUUUGUUUCUAGCUGUGUUGUUUUUCCUGCUUGUCAAAUAAGUCAUUAUAAGAUUUAACUUUGCCUUUUUGUAGAUACUUUAAAAACUGGAAAGUUUACUGGAACGUAUAGCCAAGGUAUAUUUCAAAGAAAAUGUGAAAGUAAAGAAAUUAAGUUGUGAAUAACUGCAUAAUGUUGUUUAGGUCAACUGUUUAUUUGUAUAUGUUUACCUCUUUUAAUAUAUGUGUCUUUAACAUAGAAAUGUACAAAGUACUGCAGGUAUGAAACUGUAAAUUGGGAAAGCUAGGGUAAGAUUCUUGUAUAUUGUCAUUAGGGAGCAAAGUUUUCAGUACCAAAAUGUAGAGUCUGUAAAGUGAAAUUUGCACAUAGAUUAUGCAUUAAUAUUUUAUGAUAAACUCUUACAGUAUAUUAAUCAUUGUAAUAUGUUUUAAAGUAUGUGUAUAUAGAAAAAAGGCAUAUUUAUGCUGUGAAUUACCUGGCGUAAUAAACUCUUAACUCUUUUAUAUAA
Molecule: messenger RNA, 6278 nt
Organism: Misgurnus anguillicaudatus (oriental weatherfish)
Lineage: Eukaryota; Metazoa; Chordata; Actinopteri; Cypriniformes; Cobitidae
Source: RefSeq, a predicted model, not a curated record